UUUCACACAAAAAGUGUCCGUUCAUCAUUUCAAGCAUCUAGUGCGGAUUUUCAAGGCAAGACCGGAAGUGCGUUCAGUAUACUGUCAUCACGCAAAGGAAAGCAGUGAGUACUGAGGUCAUCUGCUUCAAGGAGCACCUGAACGUUACCUGUGGUGUUUUAGCAAGAAACCGAUAGGAUGUCUGGAGAUUUGCCUCUGAAUAUCAACAUUAAGGAACCACGAUGGGACCAGGGCACGUUUAUGGGCCGAGCUCAGCACUUCUUCAUGGUGACAGACCCCAGAAACGUGCUGUUGUCCAGUGAGGUUUUGGAGGAUGCGAGAGUUACUGUGGAGAACUACAGGUUGGGAGUAGUGAAGCCUGGGCUAACAGAAGAUCAACUGUGGAGGGCCAAAUACAUCUACGACUCUGCUUUCCACCCAGACACUGGAGAGAAAAUGCUGCUAAUUGGACGCAUGUCUGCACAAGUGCCCAUGAACAUGACCAUUACGGGUUGCAUGCUUACGUUUUAUAGGACGACCCCAGCAGUGGUGUUUUGGCAGUGGGUAAACCAGUCCUUCAACGCCAUUGUCAACUAUACUAAUCGCAGUGGAGACGCACCAAUCACCAUGAAUCAGCUUGGAGCAGCCUACGUGAGUGCUACCACUGGAGCAGUAGUAACAGCCCUUGGACUGAAGUCUCUGACCAAGCACUUGCCAGCUAUUAUGGGGCGUUUUGUUCCAUUUGCUGCAGUGGCAGCAGCAAACUGUAUCAACAUACCCUUCAUGAGACAAAGAGAGCUGAAGCAUGGUAUUCCUGUUACUGAUGCUGAGGGAAACCGUCUUGGGGAAUCAAGUCAAGCUGCUCAGCAAGCUAUCGUACAGGUGGUGGUGUCUCGUAUUGGCAUGGCAGUGCCAGCCAUGGCUAUUCCUCCAGUUAUCAUGAAUGCCUUAGAGAAGAAGGCCUUCCUGAAGCGGUUCCCGGUUCUCAAUGCCCCUAUACAAGUUGGACUUGUUGGACUCUGUCUGGUGUUUGCCACUCCGCUGUGCUGUGCUCUGUUCCCACAGAAGAGUUCUAUGAAGGUGAGCGGCCUGGAGCCGGAGCUUCAAGAGAGGAUACGACAAAACAAUCCUCACAUCACUACGGUUUAUUUCAACAAGGGUCUGUAGUGAGGUCUAGGUUGCAGCCCAUGCUGAUGUCCUCCACUGCACUGGAGGUUAGUGGGCACAAUUUGAAGGGUAGAACAUAUUUAUUUUUGUUUUGCUGUUCUGAGUUAUAUAUAUAUAUAUAUUUUUGUCAAUUUUACCCCUGUUAUUGAACUAUCCGAAAUGACUAUAUGUACAGUGAAGGUCAAAACUUGCUGCUGGAUUUAGUUAAAGAUGCUUGAAUGUUAACUGCUGCAUUGCUUUACGCCUUCAUCUUAUAGACUUAUUUACCGGUAUAUUCAUUGCUUUCACUUAUUCUAGAUUAUCAUUUUUUUCCACUAGUGGCUCAGAACUAAGAUUUCAGCUUGUGGUUUAAAUGUCUAUCCAACUCAACUCACCCAUGUAUGUUGUUACUAAAGACAGUUGCAGAAAUUGGGUUUUCAACUUUAUUCUGCUAGGAGGAGUAUUUCCACCUUUCACACUCCACUAUGUGCCCAUUAAGUGCACUUAUGCAGUGAAUGCAGUGUGCUUUACUCUGUAUGCUACAAAAGAAGCCCUAAGAUGUGCAAACACUCCGUUAUAAGCACAUCACUGAUAUCACUUCCUACAGGCCAUAUUUCAUUAUUUCUGUUUAAGCCUUAUGCCUGUGUGGUUUGAAGUCAUCGCUAAUGUCUCAAAGACAUUUGGUUGUAUGGAUUGUAGUUUGUGUAAUGUUAUUGAAGAAGGUCAAAAUGAUAUUUAUUGGAAUACGUAAUACUUAUUUGUGAUUGUAUGAAUAAUUUCCCCAGGUAGGACAGAAUGUGUCUGGGCGCUUAAGACAAAAGCACUACAUAUCUCAGGCAGCAAGAGCACAUUAUAAAAAAAAAGAGUUAGCUCAUGUUCAGUAGAAGAAAUAUUCUUGUUUAAAGUAUAAAGGAAAAGUUGCUUUGAUCAUGUUUUAAAUCUCAGACCUUUAUGGGAACAACGGUCAGAUUUAUUGUUGUCAUGGGGGAAAUCUAUGUGUUUUAUUAAUAAUAUAUAUAUAUAUAUAUGAUGAUGUCAGUCAUAGUGUCUGUAGUAUAUGAUACAACUACCCUUUAUUCACUACUCUUUGGUCCUGUAACCUGAGCGUGUAUGAUCAAACUUGUUUUCUCUGACAUAUUGUGGUAAUGUGUACAUGUGUGUAGUUUUUGUUGUCUGGUUCCUAUUGUUUUUGUGGAUGAAGUUAACCUUCACAGUGUUUUUGUUGCCAUCACACUCUCACAACUGCUUUUUGGGUGCAAGGGCACAAUCUUGUCGUUAUUCUCAUCAUGUCCUCUAAGAGGCAGCAGAGAUCUUUUGUUUUUUGACUUAAGCACUCCAUUGUAGGCAAAUAAUUUAGCCUAACAUCUAAGCACAUUGUUACGCAGGUAUGCUGUUGAAAGAGGUAGCCCAGUUGAAAGCAAUCAGGAAUUAAUGCACAAACUCUGUUACAAUGAUGGUAGUUCAAAAACACGUCUAGGUUUGAUAUAGAGAAAUGUUGGAUAUGUUAUGCAAAUAUGACUGUUUGAUUGUGAUUUAUACAAAACGCUCUGAUUUCUUCCCGUGAUGUCCUGUUACACAAAAUAUCACAGACCAGUUCAACCAGUCAAGACUUGUUCUUCCUUUCAAAACGCACAGCGUACCAGCAGAUAAGUUCAUUUCAGUAAUGCUCACUAGUGUCACAAUGUUUAUAGUGAUGCUCAAAAUAAUAAACACACAUUUCCAAAUUUAAACUGACAGACAUACUGUCAGUACUGUCAUAGCAUCCUCAACCACACUGACCCAGCUUAAUUUCAGCAAUACACCAAAUUAUUUAGCAAAGGUGGUGUUUCAAGAUCGAAUACUUUUAAAUAUGUAAUGAUUGUAAAUUGCACCAGAGCAUGACAAUGUUAUUUGGAUGUUAAACCAUAAUGUUACAGCUGUACACAAAAUAUGUUAAUGAACUUACAGUCAUCAUGUAUUGUUUUCUAUAUGCAGUUAUAACAUUAUGGUUGUCCAUCAAAUAGUGAUAUGUCAAUCAUAAUAGAUUAAAUAAAAAAUAAAGAUAGUCACACCAAAUAAGAUUAUGAUUCACUGCACAUGCUUGAUGCUUAGAGCACAUAUUUAUUGACAGGUUUCCUAUAGUGUGGAAAGUGCAGACAAAUGCAAGUGCAAUAAUUGGUGUGAUGUAACUUGCAUAUAAAUGUUGCACCAGGAAGACCCUCUUCAGCACAAUUAUUCUAGUUAUUAUUAUUGGUGCUCAUUGUGUUUUAUUUUUCCAUCAUUUUAUAUUGUUUUGUUAAAUCCUUGUGUGUAUUUUAUCUGGAACAAUGUAAUAAAGAUAUUAUACUAUG
Molecule: messenger RNA, 3455 nt
Organism: Labeo rohita (rohu)
Lineage: Eukaryota; Metazoa; Chordata; Actinopteri; Cypriniformes; Cyprinidae
Gene: sfxn3
Product: sideroflexin 3
Exons: 11
Coding region: 178-1146 (322 amino acids)
Biological process (GO): monoatomic ion transport; serine import into mitochondrion
Cellular component (GO): mitochondrial inner membrane
Molecular function (GO): monoatomic ion transmembrane transporter activity
Source: RefSeq, a predicted model, not a curated record